Molecule: messenger RNA, 327 nt
Organism: Tinamus guttatus (white-throated tinamou)
Lineage: Eukaryota; Metazoa; Chordata; Aves; Tinamiformes; Tinamidae
Source: RefSeq, a predicted model, not a curated record
AUCACCCAAAAUGCAGACUCCCGUGGCGCUUCUCGGCUCUCCAGCUCUGUUCCGGUGCUGUUCCAGGGCUCUGGCCAGGCCAGUGUCAGUGUCUGUUUUCAGCAGGCCUGAGAUUCAGACCAUUCAGCCAGCUGCUGUUUCCUAUCCACAGCUAAGCCGCCGGGAAUUCCAGACCAGUGCUGUUUCCAGGGAUAUUGACACUGCUGCAAAGUUCAUUGGUGCUGGUGCUGCCACGGUUGGGGUGGCUGGUUCGGGAGCAGGUAUUGGGACGGUGUUUGGCAGCUUGAUCAUUGGCUAUGCCAGGUAAGCAAGAUGCCAAGCUGGCUA